AUGAUUAUUGAUUCGUCUUUGAUCACCAUGGUUCUUCCACUGAUCUCAGUCGUAUUGCUAAUUAAUGAUGUCAAUUUUGUCGAAUCGCAGUCAAUUCUCGAAUUUUUUGGCUUAAAUACAGAAUCUAAACCAAGUAAACGAAUGCCUUUAGACGAUAUUACCAGUCAAAGUAUUGGCCUUAUUAACUAUAUUCGAGCCAUACAGAAAAAUCCAAGCAAUGAUAAUCUGUGGAAAAAAUUAAAUGGAGCAUUACCAACCUUACCAGAAAUUACAUUGUUGGACGGAGUACCAGCGAUUCCCGGUCUUACGGGGAGUCUUACCGGAGCUGGCGGAUGUUUGCCUAAGUACAUGCCGCUCGUUAAUCAUGAAUCACCAAAUUUUUUCCAAAACUUUUUACGCUUUAUUCCUGGAGCUCAAGAUUAUUUACUCAGCCUUAUUCAGAAGCCAGAUAUUAAUGCAAACGCUCUCAUUGGCAAAUAUCAAUGGGUUGUAUCCACAGUUGGUGUUCAUGACCGUUAUUGCCCAACUACCGAAUUUAAGAACCUACUGCAGAACAGAAAUACGUCCACAUUUACAACAGUUGAUUCAUUUUAUGAAAAUGGUCCUCGAGGCCCAGCAAAAGUUGGUUUUGGUUAUGGGCUCAUUCAUCAUCGAAAAGUUAACAUUUAUUUCCAAGAAAAUCCAUGCCCAUAUCAGAUUGUAAUGGUAGGGCCCAUUGAUAAUCAUAGUAAGCAAUACGAAUAUGUUGUAAUUUCAAAUUGGGCGAAAUACCCCGUAAUUGGAUUAGCGAGGAAUUUAGAAGUGUUUAAUUCAAAAUAUCGGAAAGAACUUGUCGAGCGAUUCAAAAAUGAAGGAUUGAUACACGAUUUUUCUGAUUUAAUUGGUAAUUCCAUAAAUUUUGUGGAUUGGUCACAAUGUAAGGUUUUGUCACCUAUUGGAUUUGUAAUGAAUAUAAUGGAUCGCCUUUUUUCCGGCUGA
This is a messenger RNA of Dracunculus medinensis (Guinea worm), 978 nucleotides long. NCBI's taxonomy places the organism in Eukaryota, Metazoa, Nematoda, Chromadorea, Rhabditida, Dracunculidae. The record is from the annotation of a GenBank genome assembly.